UCCCAGAGUCCCUCGCUCCACCUCCAUCACCUUUGAGUCUGCCGCAUAGAUUUCUGGGAGUUGAGGUCUGUUUGCCCAAGUUAGUGAUAGGGGCCUGCGGAAACAUGAAGAGGAUAAAUAGCUGUGUGAAGAAUGAAGAGCAUGUCCUGGAGGAGUUGGAAACAGAAGGUGAGAGGCAGCUGAAGAGCCUCCUUCAACAUCAACUUGAUACCUCUGUCUCCAUUCAAGAAUGUGUCUCUAAGAAAGAGAGCUUUGCCCCGGGUACCAUGUACAAGCCCUUUGGGAAGGAAGUAGCCGGGACAAUGACUUUAUCCCAGUUCCAGACACUACAUGAAAAAGACCAGGAAACCGCUUCUCUCAGGGAACUAGGGCUCAAUGAAACAGAAAUUCUGAUCUGGAAAAGCCAUGUUUCAGGUGAAAAGAGGACAAAGCUGAGGGCCACCCCUGAAGCAAUACAGAAACGGCUUCAAGAUAUUGAAGAAAGGAUCUCAGAGCGCCAGCGCAUCCUUUGCCUGCCACAGAGGUUUUCAAAGAGCAAACAACUGACCAGGCGAGAAAUGGAAAUUGAAAAGUCUUUAUUUCAGGGAACUGAUCGUCACUCCUUCCUUAAGGCUCUUUAUUACCAAGCAUACCACAAAAAGACAAGUGCAGACAAGUACAUGACCUCAAUGAAGAGGAAGAUAAAAUUAGGCACAAAAGAUGAACCCCCAAAGAAGAACAAAGGUGAUCCCAUGAACAACCUGGAAAGUUUUUACCACGAGACUAUAAUGAAAAAGCGUCUUGAAGAGUUCCAACUUAUGAGAGGUGAACCCUUUGCUUCCCACUCACUGGUCUCAGCUACAUCAGUGGGUGAUAGUGGCACAGCUGAGAACCCAUCACUCCUCCAGGACAAGGGAAAGCAGGCAGCACAGGGUAAAGGCCCCAGUCUCCAUGUGGCAAAAGUUAUUGAUUUUCCACCUGAGCAGUGUUGGACUGGGCCUAAGAAGCUGACGCAACCAAUAGAAUUUAUCCCUGAAGAUGAGAUCCAGAGAAACCGUUUAUCAGAGGAGGAGAUCCGAAACAUCCCUAUGUUUUCUUCAUAUAACCCAGGGGAACCAAACAAGGUGCUAUACCUGAAGAACCUUAGUCCUCGGGUGAAAGAAAGGGACCUUAUCUCAUUAUUCGCUCGCUUCCAGGAGAAAAAAGGACCACCCAUUCAGUUCCAAAUAAUGACUGGACGCAUGAGAGGACAGGCUUUCAUCACCUUUCCCACUAUUCAGGAGGCCGAGGCGGGGGGAAUCAGUGGAGCCUGAUUCAAAACCAGCCUGUGUAAAGAGAAGUGAAAUCCUGUUUCAAAAACGAAAACCAAGAAAAAGUGACAUAGUUAAGAUCUCAGAAACAGUGGAGGUGGCCGUGAAAGGUAAAAUACCUCCCACAUACUUUUUAAAAGCUGGAGAAUUUGUUGCCAGAAGAUCACACAAGACAUGCAAGAGGACCGUUGUCAAGCUGAAAAGCAAGUGACCUUAGAGAAAAAUUUAAAUCUAUACAUAAAACAGACAAACGUGAUUGUGUGUGACUAUAAAAGACAACCUUGAAUACUUUUUCCUUUAUCUGUUAACGAAUUUAUUUACUUAUUUUUGGUGUUUGGAGACAGCAUUUCUCUGUGUAGUCCUGAUUGUCCUGGAACUUGCUGUAUAAACCAGACUGGGUUCAAACUCAGAGGUCCACCUGCCUCUGCCUCCCAAGUGCUAAGAUUUUGUUAACUAAUGUUUAAAAGUUGUAUUAAGUUGUAUAUAGUUGCAUUGUAUCUCCUAUAACAAAAAAGUCAAUGUAUUUGCCAGUAACAGACGAAGAUCAGAAAUAAUGCUUAUUUUACUAAAAAAUAGCAGAAAUCCAUAGGAACAAAUAAAACAAAGGAGUAAAAAUAUGGCUAAUUUUAUAAAACAGUAAAUAAUUCAGCAUCUUGAAAACUACCAUCAUUGUUUUAAGUGAUAACCUUAAUAUAUUGCUAAGCCUGUAACAUAUAGAAAUAGCUAGCGUGCCCAAAAUUCGGAGGAAAGCGGAACAAAAAUAUCAACUAGAGAUAAAGAUCUGUAUUUUUUGCUAAAACGGUCAAUGUUUUAAGAUGUAAAAAUUUUAAUUACAUUUUUCAUAACAACAGAGACCCAAAACAGCCUGAAACAGGGCAGGAAAGAAAGAAAGGAGAACUCGACAAGUCUCUGAAAAGCUGAAAUACUCAGUGUUUCCUUUCUACUGAAAGUAGUGCUACACAAGUGAUAAACAAAGAGGUAGAAUACUCCAACACUGUGAACUGAAUAGAUCUGAAAAGCAGCUAUAGAACAUUCUACCCUACAACACUAGAAGAUAGAUCGUCAUCCCAUGCCUAUGAAACGUCUUCAGGCUAGAUCAUGAGCUAAACCACAAAACAGGCCUUAAAAGAAUCCAGAUAGACUGAAGUGAAGUAAAGCAUGUCCUCUGACCACCUGGAAAGAGGUUAGAAAUCAGUAACAAGAAAUUGGGAAACUCUCAAAUGUGGAAAUUAGUCACACUUAAGUAGAAAGUAGGUCAAUAAAGAAACACAAAAGGAGGGCUGGAGAAAUGGCUCUGUGGUAAGAGUGCUUGCCUGCUCUUACAGAGGCCUGAGUUUGAGUCUCAGUACCCACAUCAGGUGGCUCAUAGCUACCUUUGUCUAUGUAGAAAAUGUUUAGAGAUAAGCCUAUUUAAAGAGAAAAAAGAUCAUAUAGCAGUAAUUCAGUUUAUAUCUUAAGCUGUAGGAAAAGAAUAGCAAACUGUACCUAAAACAAAAAAGCAUGCAAGAUAAAUGAGAGAAUAAAAUACAAUUAAGAAAAGGCAAUUAAUCUAAGCAAGAAAUUGGCAAACCUUUUACUAAAUUUCACAGGAAAAGGUAGACUAAUUAUUAGAACGAGAAAGGAGGGGGUAGUGCUUCUGAUCUUUGGGAAAUAGAAGGUAUAUGAUGGAAUAGUGUUAUACUUGUGUCUCGAUAAAUUGAUCUACCCAAAAUGAACAAAUUUCUGGAAAGAUGAGUGCCAACAACAAAAUAAAGGAAGUCAGAAUAGGCAUAAUAACUAAUAAGAGAGAUACCCUCAAAGAAAAGUCCAGACUUAAAUUGCAUUUUAUUUGCACUCUACUAAUUGUUUAAUGAAACAGUAAUCCAAUUUCUUCACGAGCUGUUUUUUUUGUUUUUGUUUUUAAGGGAACUCUUCUGAGAUACACUACUACAACAUGGAAGAACCCUGAGAAUAUGUUCAGUGAAAGAAGCCAGUCACUGCUGAAGGAAAAUUGUAGGACUCAAUGUAGAUGUACAUGAAGUAUCCCGAAUUGGUCACACACACACACACACACACACACACACACACAGAGAGAGAGAGAGAUAAAGGGUAUGUAGGGAUAACUAGAGUGGAUGGGAAUUCUUUGCAAGUAGAUGAAAAUGUUCAUAAAUUUCAUUAAUACUUGUAUAGCAAUGAAUAUACCAAGUGGAUGAAUUUUGUGGCAUAUGAAUCUCAGUGAAACUCACAAAAAUAGGAACUUGGACAUUAUCCAAAUGUCCAUCUGUCAACACGAAUGACUUAUGGCACGUCCAUUUAGUGGGAUACUAUGAAGCCAUUAAAACAGUGGACUUGAUCUAUGAAUAUAUUGUGACUUGUACCAAGUUUUUAUAUUAAGUUAUAAACUAAGAUGUAUGUAUGUAUGAGAUGUAUGUAUAGUAAGGAUACAUUUUUAAGCAAAUAGUUCAUGUGUAUAGUUUGUAGAGAUAAUUUCAAAAUCAAUGUAGGAAAGAAAUAAGGAAUGUGUAUAACAAGCUGUAAACCUUCUGGAAGUGGGACUGUACAAGCUGAAAAGACACCUUCACCUUGUGUUGUGGUUUGGAGUGGUUUUUACCUUUUUCAAUAUUUUUUAAAUUAAAAUAAUUUUUAAAUAUUCUUACAAACACUUAGCUUCCAGAAUAUUUGUCAGAACCACUCUGAGGAUUUCUGACUUCACUCAGGACAAACUUCUAUUCAUUUGCUAUAUUGCUCACAUGAUUAACGCUCCAAUUUUUGAUAACGUGUAAGGGAUGAGAAGUGAAGGACCCUGGUUACAGCUUCUUGCACAGUUACCCAGGGAUGUACUUCUCAGCCAGGAUUCCCAGAAGGGACUCCUUCGUCUUAGGUGGAAAACCUUACCUCCUCCUUACUAGACCUACAGACCACAUACAAAUGGAGAAAACUAAAAUCGAAGAUACCUUUCAACUGGUGCAGAGAUACAGAAACUGGUGUAUCCAGAUGAUGAAAUUCUACUCAGCAAUAAAAACUAAGGAACCAUAUAUGCAACAACUUGGAUAAAUCUUAAAUGUAUUUUGCUAAGUAGAAGAAGCCAGACUCAAAUGGCUGCUUACUGUUAUAUUUCAUUUGUGUGUUUUCUGGAAAAGGUGAAGCAAUAAGGCAGAAAAACCAGGAGAUACCAAGUAUUGGCACAAGGGAUUUUUUUUAGUAAUGGGAACUUUAUGUUGUUUAUAGUUAAAAUGUGUAUGUGUUUGUUAAACUCAGAGAAUUAUACACCAAAAGAAUGAAUCUUAAUGUGUGAUUUUAAAA
Messenger RNA from Microtus ochrogaster (prairie vole), 4571 nucleotides. It is a transcript of the gene Rbm41, whose product is annotated as RNA binding motif protein 41. Bases 105 to 1292 code for a protein of 395 amino acids. The record is from RefSeq and is a predicted model, not a curated record. Lineage: Eukaryota; Metazoa; Chordata; Mammalia; Rodentia; Cricetidae. Gene Ontology annotation, biological process: mRNA splicing, via spliceosome. Gene Ontology annotation, molecular function: pre-mRNA intronic binding; U12 snRNA binding. Gene Ontology annotation, cellular component: U12-type spliceosomal complex. The transcript has 8 exons.